GUUUUUGUUUGGGUGUCCGCCUUGUUACAUACAUUGAUGCUCUUCUGAUUUGACAAACCCCCUGGUUCAUUCACACAACGACGACGACAUGAGUGGCAGUGUUCGUGGCGGCACUGCGCACUUGCUGGCGCCUCGCCUCUGGCACGUGGAGCCGCUCGAGGUCGCAGACAUGCGGCUGGUCAUCUGCUUCAGUGCCGGCUUUGCCAACGACCACGUUAUGUAUGAUUCAAACUUGCACGGGCCACAAGCCCGGCGACCUGCUUCAACUACGUUGAAGCCCGCGGGUCCAAACGACAGCGAACUGCUGCGACGCAUGCUCUUUGGGUCAGCGCCCAUGGCUGUCGUUGCUGACAGCACCAAACUGCACGAGAUGGCAGACGGCAAACAGUUUAUGGUCUCCAGGCUCUGGCCCGAUGAGCUCAUUGAGCCACUGCUGCAAGGCACGACAACGCCACGGCGUUCUUCCCAAGCAGCCGUGACACCGAUCGCGGCCACCCCGCCAAAGGUUGUGAAGCGGCCAUCAUCGUCACAGCUCAAGCAGCGCACGUCAUCCCAGCGACGCAGCACAGAGGGCUCAGAGUUUGACUUUGCGUCUGUGCCGCGUGGUGUCGACUCGCCACUAUCGCCACCAUCCCGCCGCUCCCCAUCCGUCUCUUCCCGCGGGUCAUCCGCAGAUGUGCGCUCAAACCUCAGCCACAGGAUAUCGCGGACGAUUGUGGUUGGACAGGAUCCGGAGCGCGUGCGACAGUUUCUGUUCAUCAUCACGUAUUUCCUUCGUUGCAGUGAAGUGUUUGAGUUGAACGUCGCACCGCAGGGGCACGCACUCGUUACGGAACAACAGCUGCAGCAGGGCGAUGGUGGUGGUGGUGACAGUGGUGGUGGUGGUGAUGGUGAGGACAUGGAUGUCGGCGAAGACGGUGUAUUGGGAGAAGAAGCACAUGCCACCACCACCACAACCGAUAGCAGCCGCCAUGGCAAUAGCAGCAGCAACAGCAACAAUAGCAGUGGCUGCGGUGGUGCGCAGUUGAAGAGUGGUCAGGAGAGCGCGUGCAACGGCAGCUCUGUGACCGGCAGUGAACCUCGUGCAAAGGACAUGACGCAAGUGGAUCUCCGGUCCAGCGAAUGUGUGCGUGUGUUCCCGGAUCUGUCGUCCACUGCUGUGUCGUCACGUCUUCAGGCCAUGUCACAUGCGGCGCUGCGGGCAAGCCCCGAUAAGGAGCAUCUCUUCACGCGGUCACUGGGGCGCUCGCUGCAGUUGACAUACACGCACACGUUUGUGACGGGCGCGGUGUUGCAGGGGCUUCCACGACCAAACUUCAUGCCCAGCCUGGAGCAGGAGUUGCGGUCGUUUGUUCGGUUUGGAAUCUUUGGCGAACCCGUGUCUGUUGCGUCAUGCGCCAUCAUCAACACAGACACAAAUGAUGUUGAGGUGGUGACGGUUCGACCAGAUGCAUGUGUGCAGCACUGGCCCAUCGGCCUUUCCUCCUCAUCGCUCUUCCCACCAUCGUAUUCGGACCAGUUUGUGCCACCAACACCAGCGCCACCGCUUGCACCGAGCACACCACGCUCCACACCACCAUCAACAACAGCGCCCGCCACCACUUGCGCUGUGCCGUCGCCGACCUCGCUCGGUGUGGCCACAGACGCUGCUGGUGGUGGCGCCACGCUUGCACGCACGGGCACAGUGGCAUCUCGCACGCGCGUGCAAGCGUCUCCUUUGGUCGCGUCAAUGAUCGACGCGUUUGAGGCUGUUGUGGACACGGGCCUGCCGCACGCGCUGUGCUUGGAGCACAUCGAAGACCACCUUACGGUUCGUGUGUGGUGUGAGACCUGGGCUGCCCUCGACUUGUUCUAUGCACGCUUGUUGCUCAUCUACCACUGCCACGCGUACUUGUCGAUGCCAUGA
Messenger RNA from Salpingoeca rosetta, 1906 nucleotides. RefSeq lists its product as uncharacterized. The transcript is spliced from 10 exons. Gene Ontology annotation, molecular function: ATPase inhibitor activity; protein-folding chaperone binding. The record is from RefSeq and is a predicted model, not a curated record. The coding region runs from base 89 to 1906 and encodes 605 amino acids. Lineage: Eukaryota; Choanoflagellata; Craspedida; Salpingoecidae. Gene Ontology annotation, cellular component: cytoplasm.